UGUCCAGUCACGUCGCGCCGCCGCAAACCUUAUAGCACCUGAACGGAAACGAACCAAACACUUCUUGUUCUCCGAGCCCCAUCUGCCCACAGCCCCACAUAUCCACGAUCCGUCAUUAGCGAAGCAGAGCAGAGAAGCAUGAAGCCACGAGCUCGGCUCCCAUUUCUCCGCGGCAGCUUCGCACCGAAACAGUCAACGAAGCCGCUAGCCACGUCCGCCUGCUCCAGCCUGCCCCGUGACGACUCCAAUGUCCGCGACGCUCCCGACGCCCGCAAGGCGUUCGACGAAAUUUCCAGCCAGGACGCUGCGACGGGAUCCGGUCGCGCCCUCUUCGACUACGCCCGGCGGGGGCUGGCCCGCCAGGCGCUGGACCACUUCGUGGAUGUGCACCGACGCCACGGUGGACGCGUUGGAGCCGCCACGCUGCUGUGCGUCCUUAAGGUAUGCGGUUCGGUGCCAGAUAGAGCUCUCGGGGAACAGCUGCACGGCCUGUGCGUCAGGUGCGGGCAUGAUCGAGGCGACGUCAGCGUGGGCACGUCGAUUGUCGACAUGUACAUGAAGUGCCGCUGCGUCGAGGAUGGGAGGAAGGCGUUCGAGGGGAUGCCCGAGAGGAACGUCAUCACUUGGACGUCGUUGCUCAAUGGGUACAUGCAAGCCGGGGCGCAUUCGGAUGUCAUGGCGCUCUUCUUCAGGAUGCGCGCAGAAGAGGUCUGGCCCAAUCUGUUCACAUUUGCUAGUGUUUUCUCUGUGGUGGCCAGCCAGGGAGCCGUUGAUCUUGCGAGGUGCGUGCAUGCUCAAUCAAUUAAGUUUGGUUGCUGCUCAACUGUCUUUAUACGCAACUCGUUGAUGAACAUGUACGCAAAGUGUGGAAUGGUUGAAGAAGCCAAGGCCGUGUUUUGUGGGAUGGAGAUUAGGGACAUGGUGUCGUGGAACACAUUGAUGGCUGGCCUUUUAUUGAACAGGCGUGAACUGGAAGCCCUGCAGCUGUUCCUUGAUUUACGAUCCAGUAUUGCCAAGCUUACACAGCCGACGUACUCAACAGUGAUCAAAUUAUGUGCAAAUCUCAAACAGCUUGGCUUGGCACAGCAACUCCACAGCAGUGUUCUGAAAUGCGGAUUUCAUUCGUAUGACAAUGUAAUGACAGCCCUCAUGGAUGCCUACAGCAAAUGUGGUGAAUUGGAUAAUUCUUUAAACAUAUUCUUGUCGAUGCCAGGAUCUCAAAAUGUUGUUUCAUGGACUGCUAUGAUUAAUGGGUGCAUUCAGAAUGGAGAUAUACCUCUUGCAGCUGUUCAUUUUAGCAGAAUGAGAGAAGAUGGUGUUGCUCCAAAUGAGUUCACCUACUCAACAAUGCUGACAGCAUCAGUGGCCAGCUUGCCUCCCCAAAUUCAUGCCCAGGUGAUAAAGACAAACUAUCAGAGUUCGCCAACUGUUGGAACUGCACUUCUGCACUCUUACUCGAAGCUUUGCAGCACUGAAGAAGCCCUUUCUAUAUUCGAAAUGAUUGACCAGAAGGAUGUUGUUGCAUGGUCUGCAAUGUUGACUUGCUAUGCCCGAGCUGGUGAUUGCGAUGGUGCCACAAAUGUAUUCAUCAAGAUGUCCAUGCAUGGCGUGAAGCCAAAUGAGUUCACAAUCUCUAGUGUCAUUGACGCUUGUGCUAGUCCUACUGCCGGUGUUGACCUGGGUAGACAGUUCCAUGCUGUUUCAAUAAAACACAGAUGCCAGGAUGCAAUCUGUGUCAGCAGCGCACUUAUCAGCAUGUAUGCAAGGAAAGGGAGCAUUGAGAGUGCUCAGAGUGUCUUUGAGAGGCAAACAGAUAGAGAUUUAGUGUCAUGGAACUCAAUGAUAUCAGGGUAUGCACAGCAUGGUUACAGCCAAAAUGCCCUUGAUAUAUUUCGGCAGAUGGAAGUUGAGGGCAUUGAGAUGGAUGGUGUCACAUUCCUUGCAGUGAUCAUGGGAUGCACUCAUGCUGGUCUUGUCGAAGAAGGCCGGCAACACUUUGACUCGAUGAUCAGAGACUAUGGGAUUACUCCAGCCAUGGAUCAUUACACGUGCAUGGUGGAUCUCUAUAGCCGUGCUGGCAAGCUAGAUGAAACAAUGAACCUUAUAGGAGGCAUGCCAUUCCCAGCAGGUCCAAUGGUAUGGCGGACAUUGCUAGGUGCUUGUAGAGUUCACAAGAAUGUUGAGCUUGGAAAGUUGGCUGCAGAGAAGCUGCUGUCAUUUGAGUCUCUUGACUCGGCUACAUAUGUGCUUCUCUCCAACAUUUAUUCGGCUGCCGGAAAGUGGAAAGAGAAGGAUGAAGUGAGGAAACUCAUGGACACUAGAAAGGUGAAGAAAGAAGCUGGAUGCAGCUGGAUUCAGAUCAAGAACAAAGUUCAUUCCUUUAUAGCUUCAGACAAGUCACAUCCUUUAUCAGAACAGAUAUAUGCAAAGCUCAAGGCAAUAACAGCUAGGUUGAAGAAAGAAGGCUAUUGUCCUGACACAAGCUUUGUGCUUCAUGAAAUGGCAGAAGAGAAGAAAGAAGCCAUGCUGGCUAUGCACAGUGAGCGGCUAGCCCUUUCCUUUGGCUUGAUAGCUACCCCACCAGGGACACCCCUUCAAAUUGUCAAAAACCUGCGGGUGUGUGGGGACUGCCACACGGUGAUGAAAAUGAUCUCUGUAAUUGAGGAUAGGAAGAUUGUAAUGCGAGAUUGCAGCAGGUUCCACCACUUCAGUUCAGGGAUCUGCUCCUGUGGUGAUUUCUGGUGAAUGGAGUCAGAACAAAAUGGCUGUGGAUGCAAUACUCUGGUGAUAUCGCCCUUUGAACAUCACUGGUAAAUUGACUCUGGAGAAAUGGUUGUCAGAUUUCUACAAGCCUAAAAAUAAUGUUUUCGAGGCUUGUAGAGGCACAGAGCAGGAAUAUCAGUGCUGGGGUUUGUUGGAAUUGCUACUGCAUGCAGACAUGGUUCAACAGGCGAUUCGUACUGCAAUCUUGUAACUCAGGGCCUGUGAGCUGCAACAAAAGUUCUUCUUGAUUUGACAGAAGUACGACCACUAGAGAUGGGGAUAUAAGGUUUCUUGUUAUUCUUUUGGUGGCUAGGUGUAAAUGGGUACUCAAGUGACUCUGCAGUCUGCAAUACCUGAAUAGGGAACAAAAUUGUUUGAGACUUGAAUUUGGAGCCUUGCCCUUGGAGGCACGAGUGAUGCCUUGAUAGCAAUAUAGCAGAGAGUAAUGGAAUCUACUCAAUAGAGGCAGUGCUUUUCCAUGAAAACUCUGCACGGUCUCAGGAAACAUGUUUGGUAAAUAAGAGAUUGGUAAUCUAAUGAAAAAACAACUGUGGUGACUACACUUGCAAUCAUUUGGAUCCAUGUGGUAUUCCUUUGCAAUCUAAUUUCACCAUUUCAGAGGCAGUUGUCUGGUAAUAAGUUUUAUUUGUUCUUUCAACUGCAGUUGCUGACUGUUGCAUCCAAUGUGCACUUCAGGUUUAGCAUUGUACCCAAGGAUAUGUAUUUAAGGCCCUCUUGUAAAUAAUUGAGUAUAUCCACCAUGAAUAUGUGUGCUGAUACAUCAUAACAUGCAAUUCUCUAGUGCCUCAUAACAUGCAAUUCUCAACACAGUACCCUUUAUCCUCUUAUUCAAAUCAAACCUUAUAGCCUCCAUAGGUUAAAGAUGUGUACAGUCAAAUUACAUUGACUCAGUUUUGGUACUGAACUGAACUAACAGCAGUCUUUCGGCAUUAUAUAGAGAACUAGAGAUUGAUGUGUAUUUUGUUUUCCAUUCUCAUCUUAGCCUCAUCUUCAGACUGUCUCAGGGCAUACAAGCAGCUUGAACAGUAAUGCCGUCUUUAGUGUUCUGCACUUAAUUUUGCACAAUGAUGUGCUGUUUUAUGAGAAGGGCAUAUUUAGAAACAUCUAAAGCAUCGGUUUUAUGUUGACCAUUUCAAUAACAGCGCCUAUAUGCAGGUGGAUUUAAAUCAUUGACUGAACACUUCAUGUAGAAAUAUUUCAGUGAUCUUAAAGGCAUUUGAAGAUGGUUGCUUCUUAUGCAGGAGGUUACUUGACCCCUUAUCAGGUCUUAUCGUCUUAUACAAGAUCUAUCCCAUUACCUUGAGGUUACUUGAGGUGCCUAACAGCUGUCUCGUCAUCUGAAGAACUCUCACUUCAUAGAUCAGAAAAUAAGUAUUCCUGCACAAUUCAUCUCACAAACCAUGAGAAAUCAACAAGUAUAUUGGUGAUAGCAGCAGUUGUGGAAUGGCGUUCCUAACCUCCCCGACAUUGCUAAACGCAAAACAAAAUGUGGCAACAAUGAUAAGGACAUCUCCGAGAAGUGGUCUUUUACUUGCAUCUGCAGAAAACUGCCUACUUACCUUGAAUAUCUGGCGAAUUUGAAUCUGAGAGGAGUACCAGGGAGAGUCCUGCCAUGCAAGUGCCUGCUCCUACAAAUUGCCAAAAAGAGUAUCUUGUGCCUAGUGCAAACCUUGUGAGGAUCAUGACCCAUGGAAUAGUCCAACAGUCCAACAAGUUUAUGCUGGUAAUCACUACUUAUUUUCUUGUUUCACCGGAAGCUAUUGCCUAUUGCCAAUUGGCGAUUCAAAGUUCAAACUGUUUCCUUCAGUCUACUCACCAAGAAAGUUUCCCUGAACAUCGAUGAAGACAAGGGCUAGGUACCAAUACCAUGGUAUCUGCAAGACAGGUGAAAAGAUCAGAGAAUCGUUCCGUAAACCAGAGCUAACAACAUGUAUACGAGGAAUGAUUGUGCCAGUGGUGCGUCAACUCCUGAAAAUGAAGCCUGCGUUUAUCUCUAUCGAUAGAAGAAGCCUGCAUUUUAUGAAAUUACUAUGCAUACACUCAAUGUAAAUAAAAAAUGUUUGCAAUUUACCGAGACUGCUGAUGACAGAGGUGGUAAAGCUGCUGAUGGCCAUGGAGAAGGAGACUAUCUGUCCGAGGAAGAGCGAGAACAGCAACCUCCAUGUAUCCCUCUUGACCUCCAUGAUCCUGAGCGCGAUCCAGGAAAUCCUCAGGUCAGAAUUUAGACAACGGGCAUGAGCCAAAUUUAUGAGAGCUUCACAGGGAGAGGGUGCCGGAGACUAGGAGAGUAACUGCCUAACUGGGAACACCAGUUUACAGUGGCCUCCAACUCAGGAACUCCUGCCCUCAGAGCAAAACAAAACAGACCAGCUCUCAGUUAGAACGAAGACGAGAGAAUACGUUGUACUGCUUUAAAAAGGCGACCAGGCAUCUUUCUGGGGUCUUACUGAAAGAUAGCCGUUGCUAGGAAAAAAAAAGAGAGGAAUAAUACAAUUUAUGAUGCCAUACUGGUUGGUGGUCUGACGACAGGCUUGCAGCAUGUGGUGACGCAUGCCAAAUGGCUGUUAUCUUUCGCCAUGCGAAGU
Molecule: messenger RNA, 5369 nt
Organism: Panicum hallii
Lineage: Eukaryota; Viridiplantae; Streptophyta; Magnoliopsida; Poales; Poaceae
Product: pentatricopeptide repeat-containing protein At2g27610
Exons: 7
Coding region: 139-2745 (868 amino acids)
Biological process (GO): RNA modification
Molecular function (GO): zinc ion binding; protein binding; RNA binding
Source: RefSeq, a predicted model, not a curated record